Molecule: messenger RNA, 420 nt
Organism: Dictyostelium purpureum
Lineage: Eukaryota; Evosea; Eumycetozoa; Dictyosteliales; Dictyosteliaceae
Exons: 1
Coding region: 1-420 (139 amino acids)
Source: RefSeq, a predicted model, not a curated record
AUGACAUCAGACAUACAGAUUGACUCAUCAAACAACAACAAUAAAUGUAAUAGAGAUGAUAAUGAGGCAACUAUCGAAUCAUCAUCAAAUAAUAACUAUUUAUUGAAUAAUAUAAACUAUUUAAAGUUAUUAAAAACAAAAGAAUACUUAAUGCAAGAUUCCAACAAUAUGGAGAAAUCAAUAAUCCAUCAUCUUAUAAUAUGGCAAUCGAAAUACUCAAAUCAAAUAAUUUUAAAAUUACACCCUUUUAUAACCCAUCUCAAAACCUCAAGUAAUACUCAACAACAGCAUAGUUCAGAGGAGAGAAACCAAAAUAAAAAAAGAUUUGAUGUUUGGUCAUUUAUGUUCCUUAUCUCAUUAUUAAAGUUAUUAUCCACAUUUAAUUUUAAGCUCAUUAGACUUAUUCAUUCAAAACAGUAG